AUGGGCUGCAAUAUUUCUAACAGGGUCACUGUUGCACAGCCGUCUUCGGAGGAGCUACAGAACAACCAGGAAGCCAAAAGCCAGACUAAAAGCAACAGCGUUUCUGGAACAGAGGCUGUCUCCUCACGUGAUGGGGCACCUUGGCCAACGGGCACUUCAAAGUGUGGAGCCAAACUUGAAGAUGAGACCAGUGAGGGAGACUCCCCUGAGGAAGUACCAGAAAGAUUUACAUCUUCUCAGAACAGCAGCAGUGUACAAAGCACAGAUGCACUGCUUACCAGCAAGUUCAUCAGUAAAUCAUGGCCCAUACAGGAAACAGAGCGGCAAACAUCAUCAGACAUUCUUGAGGAGCUGAGGAUGCAGGGAAUAAUCAAGAGCCAAAGUACCACUGCUAGGACUGGAGAAGUAUAUGAAAACAAGAGAGAUACGCUGGAGAAGACACUGAAGAAAUGACCAGCUAGGCUGAAAGAAAUUCAGUUUGGAAACAAGGAAGUGGGUGAUUUUACAGUGGAGGACAUGAAGACUUCUGCUGAGGCAAAAAAACCAGUUAGGGAAGAGGAACUGAACAAAAUGCCACAACACAUCUAAUUUUUUCCAGCAACUGCCCACUGAACUACGGGUAAAAAGUCUGCAAAGGACUCCUCAAGUUUUGAGAGUCAAGGAGGUACAGACACCCCUCAGCCCUUACCUCUAGACAGUGAGCCAGAG
This is a messenger RNA of Eurypyga helias (sunbittern), 708 nucleotides long. It is a transcript of the gene STMND1, whose product is annotated as stathmin domain containing 1. The transcript is spliced from 5 exons. NCBI's taxonomy places the organism in Eukaryota, Metazoa, Chordata, Aves, Eurypygiformes, Eurypygidae. The record is from RefSeq and is a predicted model, not a curated record. The annotation marks the transcript as partial.